GCCGCUUUCUCUUGAUGGUGGAACGUUAAUCACCGCUCAACGCAAAAUAUUUUGCAAAAAAUAACUGCAAUUCCGCACUAAACUACACAAAUUAACGUAGCAGUCGUGACCUUUAAGGUUCCUGUGUUGAAGUAUAUUGCAGCAGACGAAAAGAGUGAUAAGCAUCAAAACAUGGCGGCUCAAGUUGCGGGUGUUUUUGAACCGGAGCUACAGGGUAAGAUUGCCAAAUCAAAGCUCCUGGUUGUCGGUGCUGGCGGAAUCGGUUGUGAAAUUCUGAAAAAUUUGGUCCUAUCCGGAUUUCAGGACAUCGAAAUCAUUGAUUUAGACACGAUCGAUGUUAGUAACUUGAACCGUCAAUUCCUGUUCCAUAAGGAGCACGUAGGUAAAUCUAAAGCCAAUGUAGCGCGGGAGAGUGCGCUUAGCUUCAAUCCCAACGUGAAGAUCAAGGCGUACCAUGACAGUAUUACGACUUCCAACUACGGAGUCAACUUUUUCCAGCAGUUCAAGCUGGUAUUGAACGCGCUUGAUAACCGAGCCGCACGGAACCACGUUAAUCGCCUCUGUCUGACUGCCGAUGUUCCGUUGAUCGAAUCGGGCACCGCGGGUUACAAUGGUCAAGUAGAAUUGAUCAAACGUGGGUUAACUCAGUGUUACGAGUGUACUCCGAAGGCAGCGCAAAAAACAUUCCCUGGGUGUACAAUCAGGAACACGCCUUCGGAACCGAUCCAUUGCAUCGUCUGGGCGAAGCACCUUUUCAAUCAAUUGUUCGGCGAGAGCAACGAGGAUGAGGAUGUGUCACCGGACACAGCUGAUCCAGAAGCAGGAGCCAAGGCGGGUGAGAGUGCCCUAGCAGCUGAAGCCAAUGAGAAGGGCAAUGUUGAUCGGAUAAACACUCGAACCUGGGCUCAGCAGAGCGGAUAUGAUGCGGAAAAGAUAUUCAACAAGUUGUUCUACGAUGAUAUCAACUACCUGUUGAGUAUGUCGAACUUGUGGAAGAAUCGUACCCCUCCGAAUCCUGCCAAGUGGGAUGCUCUCGAGGAGGAGGGUGAAGCUGCACCAACGGAUACGGUUUUGCGUGAUCAAAAGGUGCUUAGUUUGACCGAGUCUGCGAAAGUGUUUGCCGAAAGUAUUUCCGCCUUGAAGGGCGAAUUCGAGAAACUGGCCGAUGGCGACCAUCUCGUGUGGGAUAAGGACGACAAGCAUGCGAUGGAUUUUGUGGCGGCUUGCGCCAAUAUUCGAUCGCAAAUUUUCAACAUCCCUAGAAAGAGUCGGUUCGAGAUUAAGUCUAUGGCAGGAAAUAUCAUUCCGGCGAUUGCAACGACUAACGCUAUCACCGCCGGAGUCGUUGUCAUGCACGCCUUCCGCGUGCUGCAAGGCGAACUGGAUAAGUGCAAGUCAGUGUAUAUGCGACUGAGACCGAAUGCUCGCAAUCAGCUGUUCGUUCCGGAUCGAGCUUUGAAUCCACCGAAUCCAAAGUGUUACGUUUGUGCAGCUAAACCGGAAGUUACACUCAAAGUGGACACUAAAAAUGUAACCGUCAAGGAGUUACGGGAUGACAUUCUGAUUAAGGCGUUGAACAUGAUCAAUCCAGAUGUGAUUCUUGAUGGCAAGGGAACAAUUGUGAUUUCAUCCGAGGAAGGUGAAACCGACUGCAAUAAUGAUAAGAAACUGGAUCAACUGCAAAUCGUCGAUGGAUGCAUCUUGAAAGUGGAUGAUUUCGUACAGAAUUACGAACUCACGGUUACCGUCAUCCACAAGGAUCCUGGUCGGGACGAGUCUAGCUUCGACAUUGUUGCCGAUAUGGAUACGCUAAAACCGAAAGAAGAUGAAGAAAAGAAAACAGACGAUGCUCAGCCAUCAACUUCCGGCCAGAAUGGUAAUUCGAAAGCUUCUGCACCGUCAACGGCUGCUGACGAUGAUGACGAUAUGUGCAUUAUCGAGGAGGAAUCCGAUAAGCCUAGUACCUCAGCUGCCGUUGCAGGUCCCAGCAGUUCCGGUUCUGAAAAACGUAAGAUAGCUGAAAGUGAGGGACCUUCGUCGAAGAAGGCACGCGUUUCGAAUACCGAUGAUGAUGAUGAUGAUGACGACGAUUUGAUCGUUAUCAACUGAACGAACACCGUUUGCGUUGAAGUGUCGGGUACGAAGUUUUUAUCCGUAGAUUUGCGUAAUAGUUGCCCCUUGUAAGCGGCUAUUUUGCAAUGAACUCCUAUAAUAAAUGUAUCUCUUAAAAUUAA
Ochlerotatus camptorhynchus is the source of this 2234-nucleotide messenger RNA. RefSeq names its product Ubiquitin-like activating enzyme 2 (gene Uba2). Gene Ontology annotation, cellular component: SUMO activating enzyme complex; cytoplasm. The coding region runs from base 172 to 2109 and encodes 645 amino acids. The record is from RefSeq and is a predicted model, not a curated record. NCBI's taxonomy places the organism in Eukaryota, Metazoa, Arthropoda, Insecta, Diptera, Culicidae. The transcript has 5 exons. Gene Ontology annotation, biological process: protein sumoylation. Gene Ontology annotation, molecular function: SUMO activating enzyme activity.